Messenger RNA from Ornithorhynchus anatinus (platypus), 2381 nucleotides. Its product is annotated as ankyrin repeat domain-containing protein 9-like. Gene Ontology annotation, molecular function: protein binding. The record is from RefSeq and is a predicted model, not a curated record. Lineage: Eukaryota; Metazoa; Chordata; Mammalia; Monotremata; Ornithorhynchidae. The transcript is spliced from 3 exons. Bases 287 to 1216 code for a protein of 309 amino acids.
GACCCCGCCGUCCCAACCGCCCGCCGAGGACGAGUCGGACCCGUCUUCCAGCGGCCACUCCUCCGGCCCUUGGGAGAGGAACGAGCUGAAAAGCAGCUGGUCCCGGUGGCACCGAUCCACGUGAGCGAGCCCGAGGUGUGGAAGAGCCUGGGCAGAAGAGCAGGAGGAAGAACCUACAGAGGAAAGCAGGAGAAGGAGGGACAGUUGGCUUCUGGGGAGGAUCCAGAGCAGCAUCGCGGUUGCCGGCCACCCGGAGAGGUUCCCCCGCCCGCGGGCGAGCAGCGCCAUGGCCAGCGGCGGCCAAACGGCCGACCCUCGGGACAGCAGGAGACACGCUUACAUCUACCAUCAGGCCGUGCGGGACCAGCAGCCGGUGUGGCUGCUGGAGGACAUGAGAACCAUGGAGUAUUUCUACUGGGAGGAGAAUGCCAACAUGAGAGUCUACUCCCCCUCCGAAGCCCUGCUUUACGCCGUCGUCCACAACCACCUGCCUUACGCCCAGUACCUCCUAACCCACUUCCCCCAUGAGGCCCUCCAGCUGCCCGGGGACGGCGGCUACUCCUGCCCUUCCUUGGCCCGGCACCUGGCCAUGGCCGUCACCUACGACCGCAGGGACAUCUUGGAGCUCAUCAUCGAAAUAGCCCGGAAGUACGCCAGCCUCCGCUCCUACAUCAACCGGACCGGCUGCGUCCACCUGGAGGACGGGAAGACCCCGCUGCACCUGGCCUGCGAGCUGCUGCGGGUGGAGACCGUGCUCAUCCUGCUGGGGAACGGGGCGUCGCCGGCCGUCGAGGACAGCCGAGGCUUGACCGCUUUAGACCGGGUGCUGGAGGAGAUGAGGGACUCCGAAGUGAAUUUAGCCACCAAACACUUGUGUCUGGAGCACCUCAUGCUGUUCAGCCCACGGCCGCCCCAUUUCAAGCUGCGCCAGAACCUGCAGGAGCAGUCCGAGUUCUGGAUGGAGCUGCUCGGACCGGACAAGUUCACCUGCCUGGCUGGGACCGGCCCCCCGUCGCUCUUCUUCCAGGCCAUGCAGGUGGUGAUGCAGGCCCUGCCUCCGGCACGCUUCCCCAGCAGCAUUCAGGAACUCCCCAUCCCCGAGUUCCUGAAGCCCCUGCCUGCCCAGGCCCAUAGGAGGAAAGAGGCCUCGCCAGAGGUACUGGGAGACAGAACAAAGGACCCACCGCCCGACGCUCCGCCCAACCCCAGAGAUUGAGCUGCGAGCAGCAAAACAGACCUGACUUCUAGACGUUGACCGAGUGACAGCCGUGAGGGCGUGAGAUGCCGAGGGAGCCCCGCUGACCUCUACUCCAAGCAAGAGGACACCUCGGACCUUCCGGGAGGGAACCGACCAUCUCACCCUCCUUGUUAUUUGUGCAGGACGGCAAAUGUUGCCGACAGUGUUGUCUGUAUAUAGGCUAAACUACCCAUUUAAGAUGCCUGCAGGUUCGGGGGCUUAUACUGAUCUGCUCCUCCGAUGCUGACUGAACCCCAACUCCCGCAGAGACCCUCCCCUUAAACAUUGCCGAAGAAACAGUCUGUGAAGGCCCUUGGGAGUUUCCCAAAGUAACUUGGAGCCUGUUGGGUUUUUGUUUGAUUUUAUCAAGAUUGGUAUAUAUAUAUAUAUUUGAACGUUAAACUGAUGCUACUCUUUCUGGUCACUCAGUGGGGUUCUGGGUCAUAGAGGGACUACUAAAUUGGGAGCCCAGAAUUCCUAUUCCCUGCUAUUUCAAAGGGGUACAGAGUAGGGUUGGGAUAAGCCUGGGAUUGAUCACUCCUGGACACCAAGAGUCAAAAAGAUAGCCUCAAAAGCUAACGUUGGGAGCGGUUUGGAGUUCUGCCAAGGAACCCGAGUCCAGGUGUGUUUUGACAUGAGCUGAGCCCUAAAUCACUCGACCCCUGUGCCUGACUGACAUCUGUAAGAUGGGGAUAACGUCUAUACCCCGAAGUAAUAUCUGAACCCUUCUUUCCCUCAUCCCUCCCACUGCUCUAGUUCUCGGUUUUAGAACCGCGCCUCUGCCUGAUCCACUAGUUUCAGCUUAGUCGGGACCAUCCAGAAGUAGGUCAGCCUGGGACUCAAACAAGGUGGUCUAGGAUCCAUCACUAAACUAAGGCUCUUUUGACAGGUGCAUUCCAGCAAGGGAAAUGGCCAUGAUGUACUAGAGCACCGAUAGCCCUCCACUACGCAUGUAGAUUAAAAAUCUGACACUUUCUGGGACUAAGAACUCCAGAGAGCACAAGGACAACAGCAUACACACAAUUCUCUUGCCAUAGAAAUUGGUCAGGCCCAGCUGGACCUGUGUGUCCAACUGUUCGUUACAUUACAUUCCUGAAUGUGGUGAGAGUUGAAGCAGGUAGCAUCUAAAGGAGGCAUGUGAGAA